CCAGAAUGUUCUAAUCUUAAAAGGUCCACCGAGUUUCAAACAGAAAACCUAAAAUUGUUUCAAGGAUUAAUUUAUAUUUUUAGGUAGUGAAAUGCCACUGCAGAACAAUUUGUAUCCAGUUUCAAAAUCCAGAAAGCUUAUCACUGUGGUCAUUGUCCAAAAGAUUGGUUUACAUACUCCAACAAUUGCUAUUACAUUAGCACUGAAAGAAAACCAUGGAAUGAGAGUUUCUUGUCCUGUGCUUCUAAGAACUCUGCUCUACAUAGAUGAGAAAGAGGAAAUGGGAGAGCACAGGGGGAGGGGCAGAUGGAGAAGGAGAGAUAGAGAAUCUCAAGCUGACUCUGUGCUGAGCAUGCAGCCAAUGCAGGGCUGGAUCUCAUAACUCUGAGCUCAUGACCUUUGCUGAAAACAAGCGUCAGGUGCUUAAACAAUUGACCCUACCCAGUGUCUUUAUAUGUCUUUUUCUGC
Messenger RNA from Canis lupus familiaris (dog), 468 nucleotides. Its product is annotated as NKG2-A/NKG2-B type II integral membrane protein-like. The transcript is spliced from 3 exons. Lineage: Eukaryota; Metazoa; Chordata; Mammalia; Carnivora; Canidae. The coding region runs from base 92 to 382 and encodes 96 amino acids. The record is from RefSeq and is a predicted model, not a curated record.